CAUGCUGCAUUCAGCUUCACGAAGACCUUUACUACAGACGCAUCCGUAAAGUAGACGUAGCUGUUGAAUCGAUAAUAUUCACUGGGUAGGCGUUGUUUGAGCUCAAGUUCGGGAAAGGAUCCGGUGAGUCAGUCGAAGAUGGCAGGACGUAAUGCAGUUAACUCGCACGAGACAUCCGCAGUGAGGGAGGGUCGACGUUAUUUCCCCCAGCUGCACAGUCACGAAAGGGAUGCAUUUGGGUCCGAGCCCUCGACUUCAGAGAGCUCUAGAAGUUGGAGGAGGAUUACUCUAGUCCUGAAUGCCACCCGAAGAUUUCGAAGAUUUCCUUUGCAGAAGAGGGCAAGAACCCGCUUCAGAGUAUGCGCACAUAUCAUUUGCGCCAUUGGACGCCUUCAAAGGGGGCUUCACAACAAGGUACGCCCCUCAGGAGUGGCACCAGAUGGUUAUGAAGUGCCGGCUACUGAUCUCACGCAAUUGCUUCAGGAUCGGCAAGUGGAGGGUCUGGAGAGGUUGGGUGGAGUGGAAGGGCUGGCCCAGAAAUUGCAUACAGACAUGGAAUAUGGAUUAGAUGAAUCGGAGGAGCAGCUGCACAAGAGGCAAGACGCUUAUGGCGCCAACACAUACCCGAAAAAGGAGACCAAAAGAUUCUGGUCGUAUGUGUGGGAUGCCUGCAAGGACACCACUCUCAAUAUUCUUAUGGCAUGCGCAGUUGUGUCACUUGCCACGGGUAUAUGGACUGAAGGCAUCAAGGAGGGAUGGUAUGAGGGGACCAGCAUUGGAGUAGCCGUGCUUCUUGUGAUUUUUGUCACGGCUAUAAGCGAUUACAAGCAGGGCUUGAAUUUUCAAAACUUGAAUGCCGAGAAGGAGAACAUAAAAUUGGAGGUUCUCCGAGCAGGACGGAGACAGACUGUAUCCAUUUUCGACCUCGUCGUGGGCGACAUUGUUCCAUUGGCCAUCGGAGGCCAGGUCCCGGCCGACGGUGUUCUCGUAGAGGGGCAUUCUCUGUCUAUCGAUGAGUCCACCAUGACGGGAGAGAGUUUCCCAGUGAAGAAGGACAAGAGCAGGCCGUUUCUCUUGUCGGGAUGCAAAGUACAGGAUGGACAAGGCACCAUGUUAGUGACAGGAGUCGGACUCAACACUGAGUGGGGGCAAGUUAUGGCCUCCAUCAGCGAGGAUAAUGGCGAACUCACUCCUCUGCAGGUUCGCUUGAAUGGAGCUGCCACCUUAAUUGGCAAGGUGGGGCUUCUAGUCGCUUCUGUUGUGCUGGUCAUAUUGAUCAUCCGGUACUUCGCCAUCGACUACAAGAAAGCUACCGCUAGAGAGAGAAGAGUUGCUCAGGUUAUCAAAGAUAUGGUACACAUUUUCUCUAUUGCCGUGACAAUUGUGGUGGUGGCUGUGCCCGAGGGGUUGCCCUUGGCGGUCACGCUUACAUUGGCCUACUCCAUGCGCAAGAUGAUGGCGGACAAGUCAUUAGUUCGUGUUCUCGCUGCUUGUGAAACCAUGGGAUCAGCUACCACCAUCUGUAGUGAUAAGACAGGUACGCUCACUACCAACAAGAUGACCGUCACUCGAGUGUGUGUGGGCGGAGAGAUGAGAGGUGACGACACAUUGGGCUCCGAAUCUCUACACACCAACUUGCGACAAUUGCUUGUGCAUUCGAUAUGUCUCAAUAGCAAUGGCAAUGUCUCUCCGCCUAAGCCCGGAGAGGAAUCUUCUGUGACGGGAAGCCCCACAGAAGCAGCUCUCUUGAUUUGGGGAGUCAAAAUGGGCAUGAACUUCAGAGACAUCAAGCACAAGAACCAGAUUUUGCAUGUGGAAACGUUUAAUUCAGAGAAAAAGCGCGCGGGCGUUGUGUUUAAGACUGGCGAUGGGGACGUGGAGCUUCACUGGAAAGGAGCCGCUGAAAUUAUUCUGGACUUGUGCACCCAUUGGAUCGAUGCGCAUGGCGAAUGCCAUCUCAUGACUGACAACAAGCUCAAGGAAUUCAGUGCUGUGAUAGAGGGGAUGGCGGCGCAGGCAUUGCGGUGCAUCGCCUUUGCAUAUCGAUCCAUUGAGGAAGCGGAAAUUCCGCAGAGCGAAGAGGCCCGGUCGGAAUGGAAGGCUCCCGACAAAGGGCUCAAGCUCAUGGCCGUGGCUGGUAUCAAGGAUCCUUGCAGACCUGGAGUGCGUGAAGCGGUCGAACGGUGCCAAAGAGCUGGCGUCAAGGUUCGCAUGGUGACUGGUGACAAUAUCUACACCGCAAAAGCCAUCGCCGCGGAAUGUGGAAUUUUGGUGGAGGGUGGGCUGGUAGUGGAGGGCAGGGAUUUCCGCAAUUGGGGUGACGAGAGGCUGGCCAGCACGGACUUGGAUAACCUGGUGGUGAUGGCAAGGUCGUCCCCCUUGGACAAGCUCAAGCUGGUGAAAGCACUAAAAGAGAGGAGAGGAGAUGUGGUAGCUGUGACUGGAGACGGAACAAACGAUGCCCCAGCGCUGAAGGAAGCUGAUAUCGGGUUGUCAAUGGGGAUUGCGGGUACGGAGGUGGCCAAGGAGAGUUCUGACAUUAUUAUUCUGGACGAUAACUUCACCUCGGUGGUGAAGGUAGUGCGGUGGGGUCGAUCGGUGUACGCUAACAUCCAGAAGUUCAUCCAGUUCCAGCUGACGGUGAAUGUGGUGGCGCUCACCAUUAACUUCGUGGCUGCUGUGAGUUCAGGGCACGUGCCUUUGACGGCAGUGCAACUAUUGUGGGUGAAUCUCAUCAUGGACACCAUGGGCGCUCUCGCCCUUGCGACGGAGGCUCCCACAGAUGAUCUUAUGGACAGGACCCCCAUCGGACGCAAGGAGCCGCUCAUCACUAAUACCAUGUGGCGGAACAUCUUCGGCCAAGCCUUAUAUCAGAUCGUUGUUCUGCUCAUUCUUACAUACCGCGGGAUUGAGAUCCUUGGGCUGAAAGGAACAGAGGAUGAGAUGGUCCUGGAGAGGAACACCAUUAUCUUCAAUGCCUUCGUGUUCUGCCAGAUCUUCAAUGAGAUUAACGCCCGGCGGCCGGAAUCGUUCAAUGUGUUCCAAGGCAUUCACAAGAACUUUCUCUUUGUGGGAAUCAUUGCGGUGACCAUCUUCUUCCAGGCCAUCAUCGUCACAUUCUUGAAUAACUUCGCAGAUACGACCAUGCUCACCAUCAAGUGGUGGGCAUUGUGUGUGGCCAUUGGAUCAGUGGCGCUGCCCUUGGCGGUGCUCAACAAGUGCUUGCCGGUGCCGAAGACCCCCAUUCUGGAGAUUUCAUGCUUUCCGAGCACUCAAUGCUUGGGAUUGAAGCGUCGAUCCAAAGGAGCCCAGCACAUCAGAGAAGGUGAAAAUGAAUUCUCAUCCAAGAGGGAUGGAGACUGAGAAGUUCAAGCGGAGACGAUCACAAUAUGAACUUCAAUCCUGGUAGCAACGAAUGAUGAUGAUGCUGAUGAUUGAGUCGAUGCUCUAUAAGAACUCUAGAGUCUCCACUCUCUAAUCAAGAAGUUUAUCAAGUCAACCCCACUGUGUGAUGUUUCCAUUUUCAGUAGGGUGUCUGGCAUCCUUGAUGUCUCGGAGGUUGGAGUUUCUCACGCGCUGUAGAAGUGCCCUGGUGCCUGCAUUUGAGCCUUCCCGAGGUUGCCGAUCUCCGAGGUGACUGUGGGCUGUUGCGGCUGCGCCUGCACGCUGGAAAAGCUAGAGAAUAAGCCCCUAGAAGCCGAGCUAGCGUGUGGAGGAGCGAGAAGGGGGGAUAUUAUUCAAUGCUAAGUGGAUCCGUGAAUAGGCCGAUAUUGAGGUUCACCACUGCACACAGCACAAGGAAAGCGAAACACAUCACACGUGGUCAUGCUGAAGAACAGGCAGUGCAGCACCUUGAGGAAUGUGGUCCUGGUGAAGGGCAGUGCUGAUGCACCCACAGCACACAGUGGUACACUCUCCAAUUCCUCAGCUCUCGCCUCCUCUUUGCUCAGGACAGCAAGUAAUUUCUGUAGACCACUACUCAAUAAAUUCAAGAAUAACUUAGUUUUUUAUAUAUUAUUGGUGAUGUCAAUAUAUUUGUUGUAUUUACUUUUGUAUUUAUUUUUUCUAAACAAACCUCAUCAUUAGCAAAAAAAUUCUAAAUAUAAUGAUGUCUAAUAUUUAUAUAUCUAUGAAGUAGAUUUCUAGCUAAAAGAUAUUGAAGAAAUACAACAAGCAAGACAUAAGUAGAUAGAAAUCAACAAGAUUGCAUACAAAAGAAGUGUGGAAUGAAAUACCUCCCACUUCCAACAUCCUUUACUUAUAGGUAGAGUUUCAUUUAUUAUGGUUGAACUUCAUCUUCAUCCAUCUUUGUUUCAUCCAGUGAAAUCCUAGCCACCACUUAAUCUAGCCGCCACUUAAAAUCUUA
Physcomitrium patens is the source of this 4366-nucleotide messenger RNA. RefSeq names its product calcium-transporting ATPase 8, plasma membrane-type. The record is from RefSeq and is a predicted model, not a curated record. Gene Ontology annotation, biological process: calcium ion transmembrane transport. Gene Ontology annotation, cellular component: plasma membrane; intracellular membrane-bounded organelle. Lineage: Eukaryota; Viridiplantae; Streptophyta; Bryopsida; Funariales; Funariaceae. Gene Ontology annotation, molecular function: ATP hydrolysis activity; ATP binding; P-type calcium transporter activity.